AUGGCCAUGGCGAGACAGGUGAGCAAGAAGGACCUGGAAGUGGUCCUCACGCAGGCCAUGAUGGCCGCCAAGAACGUGCGGGCGCAGCGCGACCGCCUCCUGGAGCUCCACCGCCGCCUGCAGCGCCACAAGGCGGCCGCCCCCGCCCCCGCCGACGCCGACGCCGACGCCAGGCUCGGGGAGCUCGGCUCGGACGUCAUCAAGGUCUACUACCUCGGCCUGGAGGCCGGCGCCAAGAUGCUCGGGAGCUGCGUCGAGAUCGCCGUGGAGAGCAACGCCAUAGCCGCCAUCAACAUUGCCUUCGCGCUCAUGCCCGACGAGCAGCUCUACGAUGCGCUGCUCGCGCAGCGGCUCCCGCCCCGCCCCACCACCCAGGCCCACGCCUUCGCCCGCCUCGAGGCCGCCCUCCUGGCCGUCAAGAUGCUCGAGGAGCACCACCUCCCGCGCUGCGUCGAGUGCCUCGUCGGCGGCCAGGCCCCCGUCCCCGGCAAGCCCGCGCCUGAUGCCGCCUCCGCCGACGCUGAGGGCCUCGCCAACGCCGACCGCCCGGACGCCGCCGCCAAGAAGAGCAGCAAGCCCCGUCGCGCAGCCAGCGGCGACGUGCACAAGGCGCUCGACUACCUGCGCCGCGCAAACAAGAUCACCAACCUCGCCGUGAAGCACAUCGACCACGCUGUCACCGUCCUCUCCCGCUUCGCCGACCCCGAGGAGGUCGCCCGCCUCACCGAGUUGGCCGACAAGCACGCCUACCUCGGAGUUGAGAUUAGCCAGCCCACUACUUCAGCUGACCCAUCAACAGAUUAG
Messenger RNA from Triticum turgidum subsp. durum (durum wheat), 804 nucleotides. The record is from the annotation of a GenBank genome assembly. NCBI's taxonomy places the organism in Eukaryota, Viridiplantae, Streptophyta, Magnoliopsida, Poales, Poaceae.